Syzygium oleosum is the source of this 1737-nucleotide messenger RNA. Its product is annotated as F-box/FBD/LRR-repeat protein At1g13570-like. Gene Ontology annotation, molecular function: protein binding. Bases 182 to 1435 code for a protein of 417 amino acids. NCBI's taxonomy places the organism in Eukaryota, Viridiplantae, Streptophyta, Magnoliopsida, Myrtales, Myrtaceae. The transcript is spliced from 4 exons. The record is from RefSeq and is a predicted model, not a curated record.
CUCUUGCAAAUGCAAUUCACUCUGCCCCGUAUACUAACAUCUUCAGCUGAGUGUUGCUGAUCAACAAUCUCUCUCUCUCUCUCUCUCUCAGUGGUCAACUAAAUGCAGUUUGUUGCAGAAGUUUCAUAAAUCGUAAGCAAGAACAGUAGUCACUUCAACAAAUCCUCCGGUGAGAAUAAGAAUGACGAAUGAGUCGGACAAGAUCAGCCAGUUAUCGCGGCACAUAAUGGACCAAAUCCUGUCACGCUUGCCUAUUAAAGACGCAGUGAGGACUAGUAUUUUGUCGAGAAAGUGGCGGUACAAAUGGUCUUCUGUUCCACAACUUGUGUUUGAUGACCAAUGCACCAGCGCCACGGGAGUUCCUUCUCUUCAACCAUCUCCACAAGAAAACUUGGUGAAGAUAAUUGACAAGGUCCUCUUGCUUCAUAUUGGGUCGAUACAGAAGUUCAAGCUCUCUCACAAAGAAAUUUACGCCUCAAGUGACAUUGACCACUGGAUUCUUCAUCUAUCCAGAGUCUCCGUUAAUGAAAUCGUAAUUGACAUCUGGAAAGAGCAGAAUUACAAGAUUCCCACCUCCUUAUUCAAUUGCAAGGACUUGAUUCAUUUGGAACUCUUCAAAUGUGUAGUAAAAGUCCCAUCAACGUUUGAAGGAUUCAAGAACUUGGAAAGUUUGGAUCUUCAGCAUGUUGAACUGUCUCGAGACGGGCUUGAGGCUUUGAUUUCUCGCUGCCCCCUUCUAAAAAUUCUGAGGUUGAGCAACUUAGAGAGGUUUAAGCAAAUUACUGUUGAAGCUGGCAACCUUGAGUGGCUUGAAGUUGAAGGAGAUUUACAAGAUGUCACAUUCGGUGUUAUGAACCGUUUGGAGUCGGUCAUAAUAGGCUUCUCUGAUGAUAUUGCUAACAAAUGUGGACCCGGCGAUGCCAACUUGAGCAAUUUGCACAAACUCUUCCAAAGUCUGCCCAAACUUCAAAGUCUCAAGCUUGAAAAUUACUCACUGAAGUAUUUGGCAUUUGGGAAUGUUCCACAGACACCACCUAAUGAACUCGUUCAUUUGAAGUACCUCUUCACAUGUAUAGACUUCAAUAGUGUGGAGGAGAUUUUGACUGUUAUGUGCUUGAUUAGAAGCUCUCCUCAGUUGAAACAUGUAGGCUUUCAGAAUCGUGCCAAGGAUGAACAGACUACAAGGAUUGGGACAAUAGCUGACUUUUGGGAAGACCACCGUGUGUGUUGUCUAGAACAAUUACAAAUUGUAUCGAUGGUUGGGAUUUCCGGCAGUAAGCCAGAGCUGGAAUUGAUGAAGUUUCUACUUACUAGCUCGCCAAACCUACAAAAGAUGACAAUCCAGCCUAAUUCCACAAAUGGAGAAGGCAAGUUGCUCAGGGAAUUGGUACGGUACCGGCGAGCCUCAACUCAAGCAGAAGUGUUCUUUCUUUGAUCCUGUUGAUCCGGAAGCCAACCCCCCUUAAGAUUGAAUCACAAAUGGCAGUAACGGUCACCGCAAUUGUUUUGCUAUGCUACGUUGAACUUGAAUAUACUGAUAGACAGAUUUUUUUUUUUGUAUUACUAACAAUAAUGCAAAUCCUCUUCGUUCAUCUUGUGUUAGCCUCUCGUAAGGAGAUUCUCAUUCCAUGUAUAGUCAUUAAUGAAAGCAUCUGGUUGCUUUUCUUAUAGCACGGAUUGCCCUUCUGGCUUUGAUUGUAUGAGUCUUCACACUGAGUAAUGUAAUUCGUAGGUUAU